CUUUUUUGAACCUCGGCAUGAUGUAGGUGAUUACCGAUUGUUACAUUCUCACAAUCGCGACCUCGCAUCUUUACUCGAGUAUUCAAUAGAUAGAUAUAUUGAUCUCAUCCGAUAAUACUUCUCUACCUUCAGUCUAUAUCCCUAUCUCAAUAUUCAAUCAUACACCAUGUCCACCACCACUCCCCUCUUUACCCUCCCCAUACCCAUAUCCUCCCCCCUCCAAUCCCAACCCGGCACCCUAACCUGUACCACACCCUCCCCUGCGCACCCGAAUCUUUACCUCCUCACCUUCUCUUCGCCCCCAGAUAAUCGUCUCACCACUACUUUCUGCCAAACUUUCAUGCACGCCCUCGAUAUCCUCGAAGUCUCCUAUCCCGUCGGUGCCGUCUGUAUCACUUCUGCUAUUCCCAAAUUCUUCUCCAAUGGUUUAGAUUUGAAUCAUGCUACCGAGGUUAAAGGAUUUUGGGACAAGAGCCUCUAUGCGCUCUGGAAGAGGCUGUUGACUUACCCCAUGCCCACUAUCUCCCUCCUCCCCGGCCAUGCAUUUGCUGGCGGCCUCAUGACCGCCAUGUACACCGACUACCGCGUUUUCAACCCAAGCCGGGGCUUUCUCUGUCUCAACGAGCUUGAAUUUGGCGCGCCUCUUAAACCCCCCAUGUCCUCCAUAUUCCGCCAAAAACUCCCUUCUCCCUCUACCUACCGCUCCCUCGUUCUAGAAGCAAAACGUUUCAAUGGCGAAGCAGCGCUCCAAGGAGGACUUGUAGAUGUAUUAGGUGGAUGGGAAGAAGUGUUAAAGCUAGUUGAUGACUGCAAAUUAUUGGAGAAAGGAAAGACUGGUGUUUAUGGCGUGUUGAAGGCGGAGAUGUGGAGAGAGACUUUGGGAUAUUUGGAAGGGCACGCACAGAACGAAGAAAGGGACGGAGUGAAUAUGGAUAGAGAAGUUAAGAGGAAAGAAGAGGCUGCGGGUAGAGUUGCUGAGUGGGAGAAGCAAGCAAAGAAGACGUCGAAAUUAUAGAAAAAUGAUGUUUUUAUAUGUAGCAAGCAAUUGUAUACGCCGAAAGGUAUCACUUGACCACUCCGUGGUCUUCCGAACAAUACUGUAAUAAUA
Messenger RNA from Botrytis sinoallii, 1108 nucleotides. RefSeq lists its product as uncharacterized. Gene Ontology annotation, molecular function: enoyl-CoA hydratase activity; delta(3)-delta(2)-enoyl-CoA isomerase activity. NCBI's taxonomy places the organism in Eukaryota, Fungi, Ascomycota, Leotiomycetes, Helotiales, Sclerotiniaceae. Gene Ontology annotation, cellular component: peroxisome. Gene Ontology annotation, biological process: fatty acid beta-oxidation. The coding region runs from base 167 to 1015 and encodes 282 amino acids. The transcript is spliced from 2 exons. The record is from RefSeq and is a predicted model, not a curated record.